Ostertagia ostertagi is the source of this 225-nucleotide messenger RNA. Lineage: Eukaryota; Metazoa; Nematoda; Chromadorea; Rhabditida; Trichostrongylidae. The record is from the annotation of a GenBank genome assembly.
AUGCUGAACAGCUGCGAGGUCGCAGUCUUCCGUUCGGCCCGGUUCAAAGAUGCCAUUUUAUCGCGUAACGGUUGUGAGCGCCGAGGGGUGGACUGGAAGAACACACCGGUUCUGCUGACUGGCGAACUCUUCUCAACAGGACCAGAGUUUUCGAGAUAUGCUCAACAGACAGCAUCACCUUUGAUUAUUAUGAAACAUCUGAAUGCGGCUCUCAUCGUUGAGUAA